This is a messenger RNA of Trypanosoma rangeli, 462 nucleotides long. RefSeq names its product TPR-repeat-containing protein. NCBI's taxonomy places the organism in Eukaryota, Euglenozoa, Kinetoplastea, Trypanosomatida, Trypanosomatidae. Gene Ontology annotation, molecular function: protein binding. The record is from RefSeq and is a predicted model, not a curated record. The coding region runs from base 1 to 462 and encodes 153 amino acids. The transcript has a single exon.
AUGUUGUACCUACACCGCGAGGACACGGAGAACUGGGAGAAGAUGUGUCAGACGGCGUUCGACAUGUACGCCAAGACGGCACGCUCAAACGUGCUUCCGCAGGCCGACGUGUACACAGCCUACGGUCAGUGCUGCCAUCUGCAGCGACGCCUGCAGGAGGCGCUCAAGUGGCAUGAAAAGGCAUUAAAUGUACGGCGGACACGUUGGGAGAGUGGCGAGCCAGCCACCGCAGAGUCACUCAAUCACAUUGCACGUGUGUAUGUGGCAAUGAAGCAGUAUGCCUCAGCCACAAAGUACCUGGCAGGGGGAAAGAAGGUUGCCUACGAGUUCACUGCGGAGCUGACGCAGUACCUGCGCCGGGAGGUGGCAAAGACGGAGCAGCAGACUUCCCCCCCCCCCCCCCCUACCCAUAGAGGAGUGGAGCUGGGAGAACCGCAUCGCCGUCACACCGGGGCUCGCUGA